Sycon ciliatum is the source of this 1536-nucleotide messenger RNA. RefSeq lists its product as uncharacterized. The transcript is spliced from 8 exons. Bases 136 to 1491 code for a protein of 451 amino acids. NCBI's taxonomy places the organism in Eukaryota, Metazoa, Porifera, Calcarea, Leucosolenida, Sycettidae. The record is from RefSeq and is a predicted model, not a curated record.
UUGUUCGUCAAUGGUUGUCUGCUCGGCCACCACCAACCAGGACUGUGUCCAUAUGCGCUUCCACUGGAGAGUGAAGUAACUGACGCGUGUGACCUACCUACAGCCCUGUACCACUACUAUCGAGCUAAAGACAAGAUGAAAGGGGACAUUUGCAUCGGUCUGCUGAUGCUGUUGUUAGUCGUCUUGAUGAUCUCUCCCUGUCGCAGUGAUAAAGCAUAUGGACCCUGCAGUGGUGAUGACGAGUUUGUGAUGGACUCCAACAAAGGCUCUAAGCCACAGUGCCUUUGUCACUAUGGAUACCGAAGGAAUGCAAUGGGUAGAUGCCAGCCAUUGGUCCAAUUUUUGAUUGACGCAUCCUCCCAAUCACUAUGGUUAGCACCUAGGAGAUCGACGAUAUUUUCGUACAGCUUCGCCAGCACUUACAGCCACUGGAUUGGAGAACUCCUAAUUGAUAACGGCGUUGUGACCAACGGCACGUUUCUGAAUGCCAGCAACAGUGGUCCUCUUGCAGUUGCAGCGCGAGGAGUUGCAGUUGUCUUGCUCGACUCCCCAUUUACACCUGAUGAUGACGACAUCAUUGCUAGGACGUACAGACAUCAGUGGCAUCUCCUCAGACAGAUCCGCAGUAACAGUAGUAAUAACUCAACCCUCAUUGAAUUGACCUAUCUCCAAGAAGACAGUACUGCCAGCGAGAGUUUUAGUCGCCGUCUCCAGUAUCGCGUGUUCUCCACACAUUGCUACUCGGCUGAAAGUGGGGACAAUCCCGAGUGCAAGUACAAGCCAUUCACGUCCACCAUGGCAUACCUAGGAUGGGGUGAAUAUGAAAUGGUGACGUACUGCAGCCGGACAGAAGGUGGUGCAAUGGAGUACUUUGGUUACAGUAUUCCGUUUCCAGUAACAAUAACACCAGUAGACGAGCAUGUUCCAGCAGAACCUGCCACAGCGUCCACAUACCCUAUUACAAAUACAUCAAGUGGUGGCAAUGGCCACGCACCUGUGAAAGGCCACAGCAAAAGGAAAGUCAUCGUGGGAGUGUCCAUUGCCAUGGCCAUUGUUGGUGCGCUGGCGUUUGCAGCAUUGGCAUACUGUCUUGACAAACGCAGGAAGAUGCCUCUCAAAUACUUCAUCAGCAGAGAACCCUCAGUGCUCCAGGAGAAUCAGUUUGAGAUGACAGUUCGCAAUAGCAUCACAUCAACAGAUCUGAGCCAGCCAGAGUUCCAGACAGGAGCUUCAGUGACCAGGGAAGUGAACUGGACAUACUUGAAGUACGUCAACUACAAGACUGAGGACCAGACGGAUGAUUGUGGAGAUCAGGGCAGAACACAGUCACUGGCUACAACGGGUCCACUGGCUGUGCCUCCGUCAUCACCAAUAUCUAUACUCAACUGGGAUGCGGUGUCCGUGAGCACCUUAGACUCAGUACAACGAGCCAUGUCAGCCAACAGGUCGUGGACAUGUACACCUGAACCAGCUAGCUGCCUUGAGGCUUAGAACACAGUUGUCCAAUACAUAAUACUAGUAGCAUCAUGAAAGCAU